AUGUUCAGCUAUUCGCCAAUCAAACAGAACUCGUACCUAAGUUCCUCGAACCAAUUUGAGUAACCUCUAGAUGACAUGAGUUGCAUAAUCGAAAAUGGCAGCAUGGGGUCCCUCUAUUUGGGUAACAUCGAGUCAGCUUGUAUUUAAUUCUAAUUCACUCUUCUAGCCAGUCUGGAUAACUUGAAGAGACAUAAAAUCAAGGGAGUUCUAUCCAUCUGCAUGAAUAAAAUUCCCUUUGAAGUGUAGACAUCAUUAUAACAUUACUUACACAUUUAUUUAGAAGAUUGUGAGUCUGAAAACAUAGCCAGACAUUUUGAGAACUCCAAUCAAUUCAUUGAUAAAGCCAGACAAUCUGGGAAUGUCCUCGUUCAUUGCAUGGCUGGAAUCUCUAGAUCAGCUACUCUUGUUGCAGCUUAUCUGAUGAAGAAGAACAAUAUGAGUGCUUAAGAUGCCAUAAGACUACUUGAAAGAAAGAGAUGGCAAGUCUAUCCCAACAAUGGGUUCCUGAGACAAUUAUCAUAAUAUGAAAAGGUAUUGUCAUAAUAAAAUGGACGAUCUGACAUCUCCUCUCCUCUCAGAGAUUCAUGGAACAAAUAAUUUCAAACUCCAACCAAGGAGAGCUUAUUUUAUAAUAAAUAUGAUGAAUAACAAUAAUCUAGCCAAAAAACAAGACCAUUGGAUGACAUUUGCUUUGAUAAAUAUAAGAGGAAGUCUGCUGGCUAAGAGGAUCUAUUUAGAAGUCCAGAAAGCAAUGAAAAGAAACCAUUUUCAAUGACUUAACAUAGGCCAAGUUCAGCAAUCAGAACUUCGCCAGAUCUCUUUAAAAAAAAGAAUUUGUUGGCUGAUACGAUAGGUGGGAAUAAGAAAGAUGGUCUGGCUGCAUUGGCUUUGGAAUUGAAUUAGAUUGAUUGGCAAAGUAAAAAACUAGAUUUAGAAAGCAAAUAUCCAAAACCAGCGAGUUAAUAAAAUAAUGUCAAAUCAUUCUUGACUCCCACUCGUCCUUUAUAAUUAAAUCAACAUCAAAGUAAAUUGGAUGAAUUGCUUAAUUCUUUCAACAGAAAAUCCAUACUAUGA
Molecule: messenger RNA, 1074 nt
Organism: Paramecium tetraurelia
Lineage: Eukaryota; Ciliophora; Oligohymenophorea; Peniculida; Parameciidae
Exons: 3
Biological process (GO): protein dephosphorylation; negative regulation of MAPK cascade
Cellular component (GO): cytoplasm
Molecular function (GO): MAP kinase tyrosine/serine/threonine phosphatase activity; protein tyrosine/threonine phosphatase activity
Source: RefSeq, a predicted model, not a curated record